This is a messenger RNA of Acinonyx jubatus (cheetah), 2366 nucleotides long. RefSeq names its product acidic nuclear phosphoprotein 32 family member A (gene ANP32A). Gene Ontology annotation, cellular component: perinuclear region of cytoplasm; nucleus. NCBI's taxonomy places the organism in Eukaryota, Metazoa, Chordata, Mammalia, Carnivora, Felidae. The transcript is spliced from 7 exons. The record is from RefSeq and is a predicted model, not a curated record. Gene Ontology annotation, biological process: nucleocytoplasmic transport; regulation of apoptotic process. The coding region runs from base 355 to 1188 and encodes 277 amino acids. Gene Ontology annotation, molecular function: histone binding.
AGUUUAAAGUGCGUCUUCAUUUCUUUGCAGUGAUGAGGCGAGAGACGGGGGAGCCAUAUUUGUAACUUUGUAGUGUUCGUGAACGCGCCCUUUCUCUCCCUCCCUCCCUUUCUCUGCCUCCCUUCCUCUCCUCCUCUUUCUCCCUCACUCUUUCCACCCCACCUUCGGGCCAGAUGCUGAUGUUUCUUCCUUUCCUUCCGAAGGGAGGAUAAAUUGGAAGGGGGGAGGGAUUUUCGAACGUGCUAAGGCACAGAUAAUCCCCGCGCCUCCCCACCUCGAGCGAUCGCUAUUGCAAGUUACCCAAAGGCUACGUCCCGGUCCCCCCUCGCCCCUGCUCCUUCCGGCCUCGCUGAGAUGCCAGCCUUUGAGCCCUGGCGCCCCCCGGCCAGGCUUUCUCCGGGGUGGGCUCCUAGGCAGCCAUUCGGCGCCUGGUUAAUAAAUGGGCACGGGAAACUUUGUCAGGACGCGAGCUGCCCAGACCUGGUGCCCGUGGUGAAAGAGCUCGUCCUGGACAACUGCCGGUCAAUCGAAGGCAAAAUCGAGGGCCUCACAGAUGAAUUUGAAGAACUGGAGUUCUUAAGUACAAUCAACGUAGGCCUCACCUCAGUCGCAAACUUACCAAAGUUAAACAAACUUAAGAAGCUUGAACUAAGCGAUAACAGAAUCUCAGGGGGCCUGGAAGUAUUGGCAGAAAAGUGUCCGAACCUCACGCAUCUAAAUUUAAGUGGCAACAAAAUUAAAGACCUCAGCACAAUAGAGCCACUGAAAAAGUUAGAAAACCUCAAGAGCUUAGACCUUUUCAAUUGUGAGGUGACCAACCUGAACGACUACCGAGAAAACGUGUUCAAGCUCCUCCCACAGCUCACGUAUCUCGACGGCUACGACCGGGAUGACAAGGAGGCCCCCGACUCAGACGCCGAGGGCUAUGUGGAGGGGCUGGACGACGAUGAGGAGGACGAGGAUGAGGAAGAGUAUGAUGAAGAUGCUCAGGUAGUGGAAGACGAGGAGGAUGAAGAGGAAGAGGAGGAAGGAGAAGAGGAGGACGUGAGUGGAGAAGAAGAGGAGGAUGAAGAGGGUUAUAACGAUGGGGAAGUAGACGACGAGGAAGACGAAGAAGAUGUUGGUGAAGAAGAAAGGGGUCAGAAGCGAAAACGAGAACCUGAAGAUGAGGGAGAAGACGAUGACUAAGUGGAAUAACCUAUUUUGAAAAAUUCCUAUUGUGAUUUGACUGUUUUUACCCAUACCCCCCCCCCGAAAUCCCGCCCCCCGAAACUUAUUUUUUUCUGAUUGUAACGUUGCUGUGGGAACGAGAGGGGAAACGUGUACUGGGGGUUGUGGGGGGAGGGAGGGCGGGAGGGGGUGGAAUAAAAUACUAUUUUUACUGCCACUCUUUAUUUUUUUCCCCUACUUUUUCUUUGUGUCUGGUUUUGUCCCUGUAAAUGCGAUAGCUAAGGUACACACCAAGUGAGCAUUUGUUUCUUACUCUCAAAGAGGAUGGUUUGGAGGGCUCUUCUGUCUCCUGGUACUUCCGGAGUCUCUGGAGUCAGUUGGAAGGUCGUGGCUGGCCUCCGUUUGGUUUCUCGAAGCCCAGAAGGCGCUGAGCACCAGCCACGGCUUACCUCUUGUGCUCGUUCCCGUGAUUUCUGCAUUUCUUGGGCCUGCUAGAGGCAUCCAACGCCCUGGUUUGUAAAUAGCAACCUAAAGGCGUAUUUUGGCACUGGUUGGGGGACAUUCCCCGUCUCUCAUUCCUUUCCCUCUUCACAGAUGGUGGUGGGCUUUGCUCUGUGAAGAAGACUGUGGCGUCACUCUUCAGAGCUAUGAGCCAGAGAGCCGAAAACAGCAGGCUUAUGGGUUAUGAGUAGAACGGAUUCGGUCAUGACAAUUAAAAGAGAAGAAGCAAACCCUCAAACUUCAACCUCUUUAAAAUAAGAUUAAGGAAACACAAAACUGUCCUAUCUUGUUCUGUAAAAUAACUCGAACGCCUUGUUUUACAAAAAUGACCAGAGAAUUCUUCCACGUGUCCUUCUGUGCUUAGACCGUUUUUACAAACCUAGGCACGGGAGGCAGUGCUGCAUGUCGGCUGGGUUUUUUUUUCAUACACCCGAGCACGGAUAAACUAACGCAAAAUUGUAUUUUCUUACCUAGUGGAAAUCUGAAAUGACUGCAAAUUCCUAGUGAGUGUACAGGUUUGCUUUCGUGUCCCCCUUCUGGAUUGCUUUAGAAGUGACGUGUUCUUUCCUAGCCCGCGUUUCAUCUGUACAAAAGAACAUCUGCACCGGUUUUUCUCCUCCCCCUCAGAAGAGCCAAACUUUGAGUUUUAUGUCUGUUUGUCAUUGAUAAAUUUCAAUAAAUCUUUUUAUACAAUU